This is a messenger RNA of Thelazia callipaeda (thelaziosis nematode), 294 nucleotides long. The record is from the annotation of a GenBank genome assembly. NCBI's taxonomy places the organism in Eukaryota, Metazoa, Nematoda, Chromadorea, Rhabditida, Thelaziidae.
AUGCAAAUUAGACUCAUCCCUCGAGAGAAUGGUAUCGCAGAAUGGGCAAUGAUCGAAUUACAGGGGACGCUGGAGCCACCUGGUAUGCUUUCUGGACAACAUAUUGGUAAACUUGCAUGGAAUAAUAAUAAGGCAUUGCUUCACAUUGGCCAUCAUAUUAUGGAAGGAAAAGAAGUGAAGUUAGAGAACCCAUUUCUUGUGCUUGUUCGAAAUACUGAAGAACGUACAAAUGUACAAGUUGCCGCAAUAAUUCGCAAGAAAGUUCAGUUCCGUAAUCGCCCAAUACCUAUUUGA